AUGACUGAUAGUAAAGCACCAACCCCCUCGGAUGAUCACAUUCCUCAAGUAUCACAUAUUGCAUUAAAGCUUCCUCCAUUCUGGUCUGGUCGUGUGGUUGCAUGGUUUGCGCAGGCUGAGGCAAAUUUUGAAAUUUCAGACAUCAUGAGGCCGCCCGGAGUACCGCACGAGGUGAAGCACGACACGGAACAUCGCAUCCUGACUACUGAUGGCCCUCCUGUCGCUGCUCGCCCUCGCCGCCUUGCACCCCAAAAACUACAGGCUGCUCAGAGGGAAUUUGCUGAUAUGGUGUCAUCAGACGCUUCCAGCACGCAUGUCGGAGCAGCACUUCAGCAGAGGGUGAACAACCAGUGGGAGCCCCUCGCUUUCUUCAGCAAGAAGCUCACGCCCCGCCAGACCACCUGGCCUGCCUACUACAGGGAGCUACUAGGAGUGUACGAGGCCGUUCAGCAUUUUCGACUAACGAGGGCGCCUGACUCUGUCAGUACGAAGCCCACUGCUGCACCAGCUGCUACACCCCAACCCGCGCCUUCACCCUUACCAGCGGCGCCUAUCAGGACCAGAUCAGGACGCAGGGUCCGUUUUAAGCAAGUAUUAGAUUUA
Brenthis ino (lesser marbled fritillary) is the source of this 603-nucleotide messenger RNA. NCBI's taxonomy places the organism in Eukaryota, Metazoa, Arthropoda, Insecta, Lepidoptera, Nymphalidae. The record is from the annotation of a GenBank genome assembly.